UAAUCUUGAGCCGUCUAGAUCUUCCUUAUUUACUCCAUAUCCAUUGAAGAUUUCACUUAGUCCACAGGAAGCAAUGUCGACCAGCACAAGCACCAGCAAUCUCCAUGCAGCUCUGCAUACAAUCAGGUCAGCAGCUAACACCAACCUGCAGAAUGUUUCCUUCUACCAAUCUACGCCCAGUUCAAGCUCUUCCCUGCUGACAGAGAGCUCAAUGAGCAUCAACAUCUCCACAGAUAGAGAAGGUGUUCAAUUUUUCUGUGCGAUAUUGGACGAGAUGAUGGCACAAGGAGGUAAUCUGAAGAACCUCAUGAACUUGUCGUUUCAUGGUGUACAGUGGGAGCAAAGGCAAUUGCAAAGCCUGUGUUCAUUUCUCGCUACCAACUCGAGCAUUAAACACUUUGAACUCGAGAGAUGCAUGUUUGAGAAAGAAGGCUUGCAAGAACUAUCAGGUGUGUUCGAAAGGAAUGUAGGAAUUAAAGCAGCUGUGUUCUCGGAGUGCCAUAUCGAAUCGACUGGUGCGAGGUUUCUCUCCUUGGCAUUGGGAAAAAAUGAUACACUGGAAGAACUACAGAUAUGGGAGGACUCAGUCGGUUCAAAGGGAGCUGAAGACCUUGCAAGAAUGAUUGAGGUGAAUCCAACACUCAAGUUGCUAAUUGUAUUUGACAAGGAAUUUUUUACUGCAACACCACUGAUCUCUGCAAUACUAGCAAGGAAUCGAAAUCUGGAAGUUCACAUAUGGAGUAGAGAUAAUAGUGAGAGGAGCUCCAAAGUCGUCGAGUUCACCCCUGAAAGCAACACCCUCAGGAUCUAUAAGCUCAAUGCUUCAGGUUCCCAGAGAGUGGUCUGUGCAUUGGCAUGGAACACCACUGUUAGGACCUUAGACAUGACGGGAAUCAAGCUGAAAACAAGGUGGGCUAGGGAAUUCAGAGUAUCCCUGGAACAAAACCAAACCCUGAAGGACGUCAAGUUAUCGAGAGCUGGCCUUCGAGACAAGGCAGUUGUUUACAUAGCUGCUGGGCUUUUUGUGAACCAGAAGUUAGAAAAUUUGCAGCUAGAUCAGAAUCGGUUUACUGGAGUUGGGGUGGAUCACUUGCUUUGUCCAUUAAGCAGAUUCUCUCCAGUGCAAAAGCAAGCAAACACCUCUCUGAAGUCAUUGAUUUUGGGGGGUGGAAAAACAAAAAUAGGGAAAGAUGGUCUGAUAGCAAUACUGAGAAUGUUGGAGACAAACCAGACAGUGACGCGAUUCAGUAUCAGUGGUGAUACGAGUAUGAAGCCAGAUGAUAUCAUAAAAAUCUUCAGGGCCUUGGAAAGGAAUGCAACUUUACGAUGCAUAUCGUUGGAGGGAUGCGUAGGUGUUCAAGGGGAUAUGGUGUUGCAGACCAUCAUGGAAACCUUGCAGACUAACCCAUGGAUUGAAGAAAUUGAUCUUGCUAGAACUCCUCUGCAAAUUUCCGGAAAGACAGACAAGAUUUACGAGAAGCUAGGACAGAAUGGUGGCAUUGUGCCAGAGGAUGACUUUGGUACUGAUUUACCACUUACUUCACCCAGGUGCUGCAGAAUUUUCUUCUGUGGGCAAGAAUAUGCUGGAAAAAACACUCUGUCUAACUCCAUUUUCCACAGCAUGAACACAAAGUUGCCUUAUGCAGAUCAUAUGAGAACUCUGGUGAUUUCUGUCGAGCAGAUUAUGCGAAGAACCAAUGUCAAGAUAAAGAUUGUAUAUGAUGGUGACAUAAAAAUCUCAAUCUGGAAUUUUGGUGGCCAACAUGAAAAUUUUGAGCUACAUGACCUCAUUUUUCCAAGCUAUGGAAGCCCAUCUUUCUUCCUGAUAGUAUCCAGUUUGUUUCGAAAUCAUCCAAGCAAAGAACUGAAGAGCCCUGAUGAGAUUGAAGAUGAUAUUCUGUAUUGGAUCAAGUUCAUAGUUUCUAACUCUAGAAGAGGAUCAUCGCAGUUAAUGCUCCCGUAUAUCUUGAUAGUUCUCACUCACUGGGAUAGAGUUUCCCCACAAUCCAAUGUCCUGCAGACAACUGCAAUUUCCAUCCAAAGGCUCAGGGAGAGAUUCCAAGGUUUUGUCGAUAUCUAUCCUACAGUUUUUAUGGUGGAUGCAAGAUCAUCGAUGUCAGUAAGUAAACUUGCACGGCAUUUGCGAAAAACUAGUGAAACCAUUCUCCAAAGAGUUCCCCAAGUUUUUGAGUUGUGCAAUGAAAUGGCAAAAAUCUUAUCUGAGUGGAGGUCUGCAAAUGCAAACAAACCAGUAAUGAAAUGGAAGGAAUUUUGUGAGUUGUGCCAGCUUAAGGUCUCGCCACUAAGAUUACGGUCAAGGUUCAACAAUGUCGAUAGGUUGGAAAAGCGAAGGUGUGCAGUUGCAAAUUCUUUGCACCUCAUUGGGGAGGUGAUCUUCUUUGAAGACCUCAGGCUUCUGAUAUUAGACUGUGAAUGGUUUUGGGGUGAGGUUCUCAAUUUGCUUGUGAGACUAGAUGUAUCAAAAGCCGAAAGACGAGAGAAAGAUGGUUUUAUGAGUAGGAGAGAGUUGGAGAGGAUUGUAAGAAGAACAAUGCAAAAUCAGAAUUCUUGGAUGGGCGCAAAUGUGUACGAUAACUUGGAAGCUACCGAUCUGAUAAAGAUAAUGCUAAAGUUAGAACUAUGUUAUGAAAAAGAUCCUGGUGAUUCAGAAGCUCUUCUUUUAGUUCCAUCACUUCUUGAAGAAGGAAGAGGGGGACUACAAAAAUGGCAAGUAAACACAAGUGAGUGUGUUUAUGUUGGAAGGAAGAUGGAAUGCGAUCAUUCGCAUAUGUUUCUAACAAAAGGUUUCUUUCCAAGACUACAGGUGCACCUUUAUAACGAAUUAUUGAGGUUGAAGAGCCAACAAGGAGCAGUUUACAGGCUAGAGAAAAACCUCAUUGACAUUUACAUCAAUGGAGUUCACAUUCAGAUUGAAGCUGGUGGCCAACUGAGUUCUUAUGUUGAUGUCAUUGCUUGUUCUACAAAGAGCAUUACUGAGACUGUGAGACUAUUUCACCAGUUCAUAAUCCCCGCAAUCCAAAGCAUAGCCCUCAGCAUCACUUUCACUGAGAAAAUAAUAAGACCAGACUGCGUCAAACAUCGAGUUCCAUCUAGAUUGAGAACUACUCAGUGUGUGCCUCUUCAACAGAUAAAGCAGGCUCUACUGUCAAUGCCCGCAGAUAGCAUGUAUGAUUACCAGCACACUUGGAGUUCACUUGUAAGCGAUAACAAAAUCAUCUUACAGUCAGGUUCUGAUUAUGCAAGAGAACUACUUUCUGAUGAGGACUUCCGAGAAGUGCUACAUCGAAGGUACUAUGACCUGCAUCAUGUUGCUGCUGAACUUGCUGUGCCAACUGAUAACCCACAGGAAUCUCCACAAGUAGAUGCAAAUGAGACUCAAUACACGGUCGAACCUUCUAUAACUGGCAUCGCAAAGGGUGUAGAAGUAGUCCUGCAGAGACUUAAAAUUCUUGAACAAGAGAUUAAGGAUCUGAAGCAGGAGAUUCAAGGACUCAGAUACUAUGAACACCAGAUCCUAAUUGAACUUCACAGAAAAGUAGACUAUAUCAUCAACUUCAACAUCGACAUGGAGGAAAGAAAGGUGCCACGGUUGUUCUAUUUUGUACAAAUACAGAACAAUGCCAGAAGACUCAUCACUGGUCUAGUUCCCGGAAUGACUGCCCUUCGUCUGCAUAUGUUGUGCGAGUAUCGGAGAGAAAUGCAUGUCGUGGAUGAUCAAAUAGGGUGUGAACUAAUGCAAAUGGACAACCAAGCAAUCAAGAGCCUGCUACCUUACAUGGCUGGCCUGAUGAAGCUCCUGACUUUUGCUCUCAAGAUAGGAGCCAGUGUUGUGGCAGGCAUGGGGCAUAUGAUACCUGAUUUGGCUCGGGAAUUCACGCACUUGAUGGAUUCCUCGCUUGUAUAUGGGACAGCAGCCAUGGCAGCCGGGGGGCUCUUUGGCUACAUGGUGACCGGACAAGCAGCAAGAAGAUUCAGAAACAGGAGUGGAGAAAGGAAUAUUGCGCAAGAGGUGGUUGGUGCUGAGCAGUGGCUAGUAGACUUCUUGAAAUCUCAAAAGAUCACAACUGGGAAGGACAUAGCAGAGAGGUUUGGAUUAUGGAGGGUGAGGUACAGGGACAGUGGAAGCAUUGCAUGGAUUUGCAGAAAACACAUGAUACUGAGAAAAUAUGAAGUAGCAGAAGUGCCAGUUUGAGAAUUGCCACACAGAGUUAAGGAUGAAAAAAGUAUUAGUUUCUUGUUUGUGUUUAUUAGAUGGUUAAACUUUUCUCUCCUCUUUCCUCUCUUCCAAGUAAAUAGGAAAACUUGAAGUUUUAUAUAUUUUGUCCUUUUCGCUCUACUUCUACCUGUUUUCAUCCAAAGCAAUAAUUGUAUAGGCAAGUAAACUGAAUGCGAUGAAGAAUAAAGGCAAAAUGCUCUAAGUACCUCGCAGAGCCCUCCUCACUGCUCAUCAUCUAUCGAUUCCACGCUGCACCAGCCAUGCGGGGCAGGACCUCGAUGGUUAUAGUUUCGUGGUACCUUGCGAAAGCUCCAGAAUGAUGAUUUUGUAUGUAUCUCACUAGAUUGUUAUAGUUCCUUUUCAACUAGGAGCUAUGUGAAUGAAACAAUUAGAUAAAAUUUAGU
Zingiber officinale is the source of this 4641-nucleotide messenger RNA. RefSeq names its product protein TORNADO 1-like. NCBI's taxonomy places the organism in Eukaryota, Viridiplantae, Streptophyta, Magnoliopsida, Zingiberales, Zingiberaceae. The record is from RefSeq and is a predicted model, not a curated record. Bases 74 to 4213 code for a protein of 1379 amino acids. The transcript has 3 exons.